This is a messenger RNA of Laccaria bicolor S238N-H82, 1293 nucleotides long. RefSeq names its product inositol phosphophingolipids phospholipase C (gene ISC). The record is from RefSeq and is a predicted model, not a curated record. Gene Ontology annotation, cellular component: cytoplasm. Lineage: Eukaryota; Fungi; Basidiomycota; Agaricomycetes; Agaricales; Hydnangiaceae. The coding region runs from base 1 to 1293 and encodes 430 amino acids. The transcript has 5 exons. Gene Ontology annotation, molecular function: sphingomyelin phosphodiesterase activity.
AUGUCCGAGUCAGAGAUUCGUUUAUUGUCUCUCAAUUGCUGGGGACUCAAGUAUGUUGCCAAAAACCGCACUGAACGCAUUCAAGCCAUAGCACGUUUCCUGGCGGACUCGGAUCACGACAUUGUUGCUCUCCAAGAAAUUUGGGUCUUUGCGGAUUAUGAACAUGUCCUAGAGAGUGUUUCCAAGCGCCUGCCUCAUUCAAAAUUCUUCUAUAGCGGUGCACUUGGCGCAGGCCUUGCCAUCUUCACUCGUUUCCCUAUAGUCACAACAUCUGUCAACCCAUAUUCUCUCAACGGGUCGCCUAUCGACGUGGCGGCUGGUGACUGGUUUGUUGGAAAAGCAGCUGCAAGCGUAACCAUUCUUCACCCCGUCCUCGGUCAUGUCCAAAUAUUCAAUACUCACCUCUUCGCCAAAGGUGGUGAAGACGGUCCUGAAUACAACAGAGCACAUCGCCUGGUCAAUGCAUGGGAGUUCGCCAAGCUAACGCGCCAAGCAGCAGAGCGUGGUCGCUACGUUAUUGCUCUGGGCGAUUUUAAUAGUAUCCCACCUACGCUUCCAAUGACUGUCAUUCGAGACCACGCGUCUCUGACCGACUCAUGGGUGGUUACCCAUCCAAACCCUGACGCUACAUCCGUGACCAACGCCCUAGAAGCCAUCACUAAACUUGGCAUCACAGCAGACUCUCCUCUUAAUUCCUACUCUGCAGCGAAAGGGUAUGCCGCUGGCAGCUGGGGAAAGCGCCUCGACUAUGUUUUAUACCGACAGCCCGAGAGACACCAAACCUCACCUGGACAGACAUUUCCUUUGCUCAAAGCAAAGGAAUGCAAGGUCGUCCUCACUGACCCCGUUCCUGGUUACAAUUUCUCCUACUCUGACCACUUUGGCUUGGAUGCAACAUUGCACAUCGAAGCGAGUGAUGUCCAAAACGCAGAAGCUUCCAAAGAGCUUUCAAACGCGUCUAUUGCGACGACGAUUCAAGCACUCACGGCUUGCUAUCGCUUCUCGCGCGAACGCUCUAGGAAAGAGCUUGUCAUAUUUGCUCUGUGUAUCAUCUUACUCCUCGCAAUCAUCAUUGGCUCGGCAUGGCUUCCACAUUCCUGGAUCAACCCAAUUUUCAUGCUUUUCACCGUGUUCAUUGCAUGGUUGGCGACAACGAUGCUGUAUGAAGGCUUCUUGUAUGGCAAUUGGGAGUGCAACGCCCUCAUGAACGUCAUCGAAGAGCUGGAAAUAUACAGAAAGGGCUUGGACAUCCAGUCAGGUGUCCAACGGGAUGUGGGUGAUUAUGUUGGUUGA